AUGUUUAGACUAUCAAAAAGACUCCUAACAACUCAACCGGCAGCAAAUAUUGAGCUAACGACUUUAAAUAAUGGUCUAAGAUUGGUAACUGAUUCAACCCCUGGUCACUUCAGUGCUUUAGGUGCUUAUAUCGAUGCCGGGGCUCGAUAUGAAGAUUCAAAUAAACAAGGAUUAAGUCAUAUUCAUGAUAGAUUAUCAUUCAAGUCAACUGAGAAAUAUACUGGUCAACAAAUGUUGGAGAACCUAUCGAAAUUAGGUGGAAAUUAUAUGUCAUCAUCUCAAAGAGAAUCUAUAAUAUAUCAAAGUUCAGUUUUUAAUAAAGAUUUUGAAAAAAUGACAGAUUUAUUAACUCAAGCUAUAAGAUAUCCUAAAAUUACUGAUCAAGAAUUUAUUGAAAGUUUACAAACUUGCGAUUAUGAAGUUCAAGAAUUAAUUUAUAAACAUGAUGUAAAUUUACCUGAAAAAUUACAUGCUGUUGCCUACAGUAAUACAUUGGGAAAUUCAUUAUUUAUACCAAAGGAAAGAAUACCAUUAGUAGAAAAGGCUGAUGUUUUAAAUUAUCAUAAGAAAUUCUUUCAACCUCAAAAUGUUGUUAUAGCCAUGGUUGGUGUACCUCAUGAUUAUGCACUAAAAUUGAUAGAGUCUCAUUUUAACGAUUGGAAGAAUGCAAGUGACAAAUCUGGCUUAGGCAAGGUCAAUUAUAAAGGUGGUGAAAUUUGCCUUCCUCAUGUUCCUCCAUUAUAUUCAAAUUUACCAGACUUAUACCAUAUUCAAAUUGGAUUUGAAACGACAGGUUUAUUGAAUGACGAUUUAUAUUCAUUAGCUACAUUACAAAAAUUAUUAGGUGGUGGUUCAUCAUUUUCUGCAGGUGGUCCAGGUAAAGGAAUGUUUUCUAGAUUGUACACUCAAGUUUUGAAUAAACAUCCAUUUGUUGAAAAUUGUAUGUGUUUCAAUCAUUCAUAUAUAGAUUCAGGUUUAUUUGGAAUAACUUUAAGUUUAGUACCUGAAGCUGGACAAAUUUCAUCUCAGAUUAUUUGUGAUGAAUUGGCAAAAAUCUUAGAUAAUAAAUAUGGAAUUAAAGAAAAUGAGUUUAAAAGAGCUAAAAAUCAAUUAAUAAGUAGUUUAUUAAUGAAUGUUGAAAGUAGAUUAGCUAGAUUAGAAGAUUUAGGAAGACAAAUUCAAGUACAAGGAAAGAUAACUACUAUAGAUGAAAUGGUUAAAAAAAUUGAAAAUUUAUCAAUAAAAGAUGUUACAAAUGUUGCUGAAAAAGUACUUACAGGUAAUGUUGUAACUAAAGGUAAUUCAUCAGGAUUACCAUCUGUCGCAAUGCAAGGUGAUAGAGAAGUAUUUGGUGAUGUUGAAUAUAUAAUGAGAAGAUAUGGUUUGGGGAAAUUUGAAGGAGAAUUGAAUGAACCAAGAGAUUUCAAAUUGUAA
Molecule: messenger RNA, 1434 nt
Organism: Insectozyma verbasci
Lineage: Eukaryota; Fungi; Ascomycota; Pichiomycetes; Serinales; Debaryomycetaceae
Source: the annotation of a GenBank genome assembly